Molecule: messenger RNA, 2301 nt
Organism: Caenorhabditis briggsae
Lineage: Eukaryota; Metazoa; Nematoda; Chromadorea; Rhabditida; Rhabditidae
Gene: Cbr-mib-1
Product: Protein CBR-MIB-1
Exons: 13
Coding region: 1-2301 (766 amino acids)
Biological process (GO): protein ubiquitination
Cellular component (GO): cytoplasm
Molecular function (GO): protein binding; ubiquitin-protein transferase activity
Source: RefSeq, a predicted model, not a curated record
AUGGAUCAAGAAGAUGAAAAUUCUGUCGAUAGCACCCAAUCGAUAAAUGAAUUUCGUUUAGGGGAUCGAGUUCUUAUAUCAGAAAUAGGUCCGAAUCAUGCUCAACGAAGAAAUCUGUACAAUAACAUUAGCUGGACAAAAACCCAUAUGGCUCUUCUUGGACAUGUCGGAUUUAUCUACAGUCUAAAUGAAGCAAGAAGAACCGCAGAAGUCCGAAUUUUUUACACACUUCCUCCCUGUACAGAUCUUUUACAAAUUCUGACAGAAUGGCCUCUAGAAGCUUUGGAAUAUCCUCGAAUGGUUGAACAUUCGAAAGGGGAUGUUGUAGCAAUAACACGUGGCGACCCAAUAAAAACUUCAAUUGGAGUGAUUGCUGCAAAUGAGAUCGUCAGCUUUGAAGGUGUUCCAAAGUGGUAUGUCUCUCUGAAAAAUGCUGAAAAUCCAACGGUGAUGAGAGAUAUUCAAGUGACUGUCGAUGUGAAUCCAGGAUGGACUGAUGGGAGAAGGGACUUGUUUUUGUGCCCGGUUUAUUCGGGACCAAGGUUGUCAAUGAUCACAAGAGAUAGAAAUGAGCACAGUAUUCAUACUUAUAAACACACUAUUCACGGUUAUACAACGGAAAACUUGAUGAACAUUAUCAUAAACUGGACAGAAGACUCUGGAAGUUAUGCUAAAUUGGUUGAAUCGAUUCGUGCGAAUCCUCAACAAGUUCGCAGUCUAUUUGAUGGACAGCUUCCUCUGUUCCGUGCAGUUUCUGAUGAUCUGUGGAAUGUAGUUGUGAUGUUGAUCUCACUGGGAGCUGAUAAGACUGUACGGGAUGGAAGCGAAAGAACUAUUGUCCACGUGGCAGCUGAGAGAGGACUCGAUAAAAUGUUAGAAGGUGUUUUACUCUUACUUCCAAAAGAGGUCAACUCUCAAUCUGCCAACGGAGAUACUCCACUUCAUCUGGCUGCUCGACACGCUCAUGCAGCAUGCAUUGAUCGUCUUCUGGGAACUAGUGCUUGUCUUCCGUGUGUUGCUAAUAAGAAUGGAGACACUCCGCUACAUGAAGUUUGCAAACUUCCAGAAUCUGGAAAUAAGAAAGCAGCCAUCAGUCGAAUUCUAACCAACACGCGUGCAAAUAUUCAUCAGAUGAACAACUCAAGUAUGACACCGUUGCAAAUUUCGAUUGCUGAGGGGCAUGUCAGCACGGUUGAUCAACUACUUCUUCUCCGUUCAUCCCACCGUAAUACCACAACAAAAAAUGGAAUGAAUGCACUACAUUAUGCCGCUGGAUGUGGUCAUGUGAAUGUUGUGAAUAAGUUGAUUUCUUUAGGGCUAGAAGUCCACCGGCGGGACAAGUUCGGCCGUGGAGUUCUUCACUAUGCACUGGAAAAAUGGACUGGAGAAGCUGACAAAGAUUGUGGUCGUUUGGCAACAAUCCAAGCUCUUGUCAGAGCUGGAGCCCCGUCCAAUCUAGUCGAUUUGAAUGGACAAACUCCCCUGUUUCAGCUUAUUAGAGAAAUUAUGAAAACGAACGAGCAGUAUCCGCCGACAUUGAUUCCAGUGUGUGCUCAGCUGAUUCGUACUAACCUGAACCUUGAUGAAAUGGCAAGUCGACUUCGUCCGAAAUGGCAGUUGGCCACAAUUUGUUUCAUGGUUUCCAAUGGUGCUGAUUUGAAUAUUAAAGAUAGAAAAGGAGUGAGUGCCGUUGAUCUUUGUACUGGUUCAUCUCUUCGUCCAAUCAUCGUUCACAUUUCGCAGACCAAACAGAGAACCGUUAUGCCAAUGAUGUCUAUGGCUCUCGAUAAAUUCGAUGCUGCAGAAGUCACAAUGUGCACAUUUUCAUGUUUGGAUUCUGUUGCAACUGUGAAACUGAAUCCAUGUGGACAUCGUGUUGCAUGCGUUGAUUGUGCUGAAAAAACUGCCAUUCGACGCUGUCCAGUGUGUUAUCAGUUUAUUGCUGAAGCACAUGAUCAAGAUGGUGUUCCUGUUCAAAUCGGUUUCCGAUCCGGCGAACCAUCAGACUUUGAUCGUAAAACCCCGCAAUUAUCUGCUGAGUACUGCAAGAAAAUCGCUGAAGAUGCUGCUCGAGAGGCGAAGAUUGAGGUCGAACGAGAGAAACAGAAUGAGCUAAACUUGUUGAAAAAGAAGUUGGAGCAGUUGGAAUUAGAAACUAGUUGUGCUAUUUGUAUGGAUUCGAAAAUUGAGAUUGUCUUCAACUGUGGACAUACUGCUUGUGUUGAAUGUGCGGAUAAGCUCAACAAACAAUGUCACAUCUGCAGAAAAACAAUCGAGACAACUCAACCCAUUUACUCUUAA